Messenger RNA from Dicentrarchus labrax (European seabass), 1199 nucleotides. It is a transcript of the gene msrb1b, whose product is annotated as methionine sulfoxide reductase B1b. NCBI's taxonomy places the organism in Eukaryota, Metazoa, Chordata, Actinopteri, Moronidae. Gene Ontology annotation, molecular function: peptide-methionine (R)-S-oxide reductase activity. The record is from RefSeq and is a predicted model, not a curated record. The transcript has 4 exons.
CAGGAUCUCUUCACACGAGAGGAGGAGAACAGUCCGGUCAUCUGUAGCCGCCGUGUGAAGAGAGACUGAACCAUAUCUAUUGUUAUUUAGAUCUGUUGUGCAGACGCAGCAUGUCUUUCUGUCGGUUUGUCGGCGGUGAGGUCUACAAGGAUCAUUUCAAACCAGGUAUGUAUGUGUGCUCCCAGUGUAACCAUCCGCUGUUCUCCAGCCGGUCCAAGUUCGCCCACUCAUCUCCUUGGCCAGCUUUCACCGACACCAUCAGAGAGGACAGUGUCACCAAGAUGAUGGAGACUCUCACUGCCUUCAAGGUUCUAUGUGGCAAGUGUGGCAACGGUCUGGGCCAUGAGUUUGUAAAUGACGGUCCAGAAGAAGGAGUCUCGCGUUUUUGAAUAUUCAGCCACUCGCUCAAGUUUGUCCCCAGUAAAGAGUGGCAGUGAGUGUGUUCCUACUUUGUCUCUGUCCUAGGAAAAGACAAGCAGUAAAGAGCGAGGUAUGAGUUUUCACUCCAGCUGCUGUAUCUGCUGCUCAGUCCAGGACCAGUGACCAGGUCGGGUCAGUGGGUGACGUGGACGGGGGAAAGGCCCGAGAGGGACAUCCUGUCCACUGAAGAAUCUUUGACCUGCCUGUGACACAGUGACAGGACUUUUUACAAAAAAAAAGUUACAUUCCUUGAAUACCUGCUAUUUAAAUUUCAGUAUUCACUCAUAUUCAUUAUUAUAAUGUCACUCUUAAUUAAAUGUAUCAGUAGAUGCAUGGGAUUUUAGCAUAUAACAGUUAAUGUAGCAGGAACUCGUCAGUUAUUUUGAUCUUUUUUUCUAUCACUUUAAUUUUGCAAUAUUUACUCCCAUUUACUUUCCUACGGUAAAUGUAACCAUAUGAUAUAUGCACUGAAGAAGUCCACAUUUCUUGUCAGUCUGCACUUUUAUAUGUUUAUUUCACAAUUAUGCAAUAACAGAGAAACUUGUUAACUGUAUGAGUCAGCUACAGUUUUGUUCUUAUUUGUCAUGUACUGUAAGCUGGUUUACUUGAAAAGAUUCAUUGUUCCUGUGCAAAAAAUGAGAGAGAACUUUUGUGCAUUUGCAUUUUAUUCUGAGUUUCUUUGGGGGAAAAAAAAGGAAGGUUUUGAUUUAUCCUCAAUUGUCGGUGUAUUCACUUGAAGGAACAAACAAAUAACACAAAUAAAUUAUAGUUUGAUAGAU